AAAGUUCAACCUCACUGUAUUCGCUCUCCAAGUUUUCAACAAGCUGAUUCAUAAAUUAAGCAUGGGGUCUCCAGCAAAUAUUCUUAUGGGUUUUGUGUUUGUUAUGGUCUGUCUUUGGGUUUUUCCAGAGGCUGCCGUGGCCACUUCAAACCAUGCCAGCAUUACAAGGCACUACACCUUCAACAUAAAAUUGAAAAAUGUGACUCGGUUGUGCCACACAAAGAGCAUGGUGACAGUCAAUGGGAAAUUUCCUGGUCCUCGUGUUAUUGCCAGAGAAGGUGACCGUGUGGUGGUUAAAGUGGUCAAUCAUGUUCCAAAUAACAUCAGCAUUCACUGGCAUGGAGUUCGACAACUUCAAAGUGGAUGGGCAGAUGGACCAUCUUAUAUAACACAGUGUCCUAUUCAAACAGGCCAAAGCUAUGUAUACAACUUCACCAUUGUUGGGCAAAGAGGAACACUCUUCUGGCAUGCACAUUUCUCAUGGCUUAGGGCAACUGUCUAUGGACCCCUUAUCAUCCUCCCAAGGCACAAUGCUUCUUACCCAUUUCCCAAACCAGACAAACAAGUCAUCAUCAUGCUUGGUGAAUGGUUUAAUGCUGAUCCUGAGGCAGUAAUUAAUCAGGCUUUACAGACCGGAGCUGGCCCAAAUGUCUCCGAGGCUUACACCUUUAAUGGACUACCAGGCCCAUUGUACAACUGUUCCGCAGAAGACACCUACAAGCUAAAAGUGAAGCCAGGAAAGACAUAUCUUCUUCGUUUGAUCAAUGCUGCACUCAACGAUGAGCUCUUUUUCAGCAUCGCAAACCACAGUUUGACUGUUGUUGGAGCGGAUGCAACUUAUGUUAAGCCUUUUCAGACUAAUAUCUUACUCAUUACACCAGGACAGACCCUGAAUGUACUUCUUAAAACCGAGUCGAAUCCCCCAAAUGCUACAUUCUAUAUGUUAGCCAGACCAUAUUUCACAGGCAUGGGCACAUUUGAUAAUACAACUGUAGCUGGCAUCCUUGAAUAUGGAACCUCUUCUUCCACAAAUACUAAAAAUCGUACAAUUUUAAAACCAUCUCUUCCUCCCAUCAAUGCUACAAAUUUUGUUGCCAAUUUUACAAGCAAAUUUCGCAGUUUGGCAAAUGCUCAAUUCCCAGCCAAUGUGCCUCAAACUGUGGACAAAAAGUUUUUCUUCACAGUAGGACUAGGAACCAACCCCUGUCCCAAAAAUCAAACAUGUCAAGGUCCUAAUGGCACAAAAUUUGCAGCAUCAGUGAACAACAUUUCCUUUGCUCUACCAACAACAGCACUACUUCAAUCCUAUUUCUUUGCGAAAUCUAAUGGGGUAUAUACAACUGAUUUUCCUAGCGUUCCUUUGCAUCCAUUCAAUUAUACAGGAACACCACCAAAUAACACAAAAGUUAUAAAUGGUACAACUAAAACUGUGGUGCUACCAUUUAAUACAAAGGUUGAAGUAGUGAUGCAAGACACUAGCAUUUUGGGUGCUGAAAGCCAUCCUCUACAUCUUCAUGGCUUCAAUUUUUACGUUGUUGGUCAAGGUUCUGGUAACUUCAAUCCUAAAACGGACCCUGCCAAUUUUAAUCUCGUUGACCCUGUUGAAAGGAACACCUUUGGUGUGCCAUCAGGUGGUUGGGUGGCAAUUCGUUUUCUAGCAGAUAACCCUGGUGUUUGGCUUCUGCACUGCCAUUUUGAUGUCCACUUGAGCUGGGGCUUAAGGAUGGCUUGGAUUGUCCUGGAUGGAAAACUCCCAAAUCAGAAGCUGCCUCCUCCACCGUCUGAUCUCCCCAAAUGUUGACUUUUGAAUUGAGCAUGCAUUCCAUGCACAAGAACACACAACACUUUGUUGUUUUCCCUUUUUUUUUUUUUUUUUUUUUUUCUUUGGGGUUAUGUUUAACUUAAUUAUUAUGAUUUUGGUGAGGUGAAAGAGUUAGCCUAGCCAACCUAAGAUGGCAACGAUGUGGGCAUUGAUGGUAUCUUUUGUUGCUUUGGUUUGUGUUUUCUGAGAUUGAUGUUAUUAGAGUUCUCCACUGAGAAAUGGGAUGGAGAUUUUGUACUAAUUGAGAAUUGUCAAUGCGUUUGUUUGUU
Messenger RNA from Pistacia vera, 2091 nucleotides. Its product is annotated as laccase-2-like. The transcript is spliced from 6 exons. Gene Ontology annotation, biological process: lignin catabolic process. Gene Ontology annotation, molecular function: copper ion binding; hydroquinone:oxygen oxidoreductase activity. The record is from RefSeq and is a predicted model, not a curated record. Gene Ontology annotation, cellular component: apoplast. Lineage: Eukaryota; Viridiplantae; Streptophyta; Magnoliopsida; Sapindales; Anacardiaceae. The coding region runs from base 62 to 1801 and encodes 579 amino acids.